AUGUCCGCAUUUCCUCCGCCACUCUCGCGCCGCGCCGCCGUUGCCACUGAACCUGAAACCUUCCAUCUCUCGCCGAUAGUAGCCAUGCCGCCCGCGACUUCCCCCCGCCGCGCUCCGCGCACCGCCCGCCGUCCGUCCGUCGCGCGUUCUUCCGCGCGCUUCAAGCCGCCCGCCACCCCCACGCGCGCGGCGCUCCUCGUCAUGUUCUUCGCGGCGGCAUCCAUCGCGCGCUUCGCGGCACCAGCGGCGGCGGCGCCGGGUCCCGCGUGCGUGAACGGGUUCCCGAAGCGCGCGCUGUGCCGCUUUGUGGAUGACUUGGCGGUGUCCCCGCUGGUGGAGGUUGACGGCGCGACGGGCAGCGCCGUCACCAUCGGGGUGUUCCAGAAACGCAUCAAGUUUCACCGUGACCUGCCAGCGACAAAGCAAUACGUGUUCGGUGUGGACCGGGAGAGCGCCAGCUACCCCGGCCCUCUCGUUGUGGCACAGAGACACACGCCCACCACGCGUGUCCCCCCACUCAUCCGUCUUCCCCCUUCUGCCCCCCACUCCCCUGCUUCCGUCCCUCCCCCAUGCCGCCAUGCACACAUGGCGAUACCGCACGUGGCGGCGGCUGGCUGGCAGGUGAAGUGGGAGAACCAUGUGAGCGACCAGCAGCACAUGCUUGGGGUGGACUACUCGCUCUCACACGUCGCCCGCCCCGCCCAAGGCGGCAUCCCCAUCUGUGCAAAACCGCUGCCCCACCGCCUGUCAUGCCAUCUCUCUCGUCUCCGCCUUCCUCUCCCUCCUCUCCCCCCUCCUCUCCCCCCUCCUCUCCCCCCUCCUCUCCCCCUUCCUCUCCCCCCUCCUCUCCCCCUUCCUCUCCCCCCUCCUCUCCCCCCUCCUCUCCCCCCUCCUCUCCCCCCUCCUCUCCCCCCUCCUCUCGCCCCUCCUCUCGCCCCUCCUCUCCCCCCUCCUCUCCCCCCUCCUCUCCCCCUCCUCUCGCCCCUCCUCUCGCCCCUCCUCUCCCCCUCCUCCUCUCCCCCCUCCUCUCCCCCCUCCUCUCCCCCCUCCUCUCCCCCCUCCUCUCCCCCCUCCUCUCCCCCCUCCUCUUCCCCCUCCUCUCCCCCCUCCUCUCCCCCCUCCUCUCCCCCCUCCUCUCCCCCCUCCUCUCGCCCCUCCUCUCCCCCCUCCUCUCCCCCCUCCUCUUCCCCCUCCUCUUCCCCCUCCUCUCCCCCCUCCUCUCCCCCCUCCUCUCCCCCCUCCUCUCCCCCCUCCUCUCCCCCCUCCUCUCCCCCCUCCUCUCCCCCCUCCUCUCCCCCCUCCUCUCCCCCCUCCUCUCCCACCUCCUCUCCCCCCUCCUCUCCCCCCUCCUCUCCCCCCUCCUCUCCCCCCUCCUCUCCCCCCUCCUCUCCCCCCUCCUCUCCCCCCUCCUCUCCCCUCUCCUCUUCCCAUCUCCACCGCAAUCCUCUCCUUCAUCGAUUUUCCUGCCUGGUCUUCUCCCUGCACUCGUUAGCUCCUUGCACGGAGGCUCCCUCCCAUGCGCGCGGCUCUCCUUGCUUGCCAUUCUUACCCAUGCAUGCGCGCACUGCCUCUCGCGCGCACGGUGCCAUCUCAUGCUUCCAUUCCCACAUGCGCUCGUACGCAACUCCCUGCGGUUCCCCCCACCUGCACGGCUCAGAGUCCCCAAGCCAUUCAGACGGCCACCCGCACGCGUGGUUCUCGCAGCACGGCGACACCGGCUCUGCCUUCUCCUCCGCCACCACCACCUACCCCAACGCCCAACCACCGACUCUCCUCUGGUUCCACGACCACGCCAUGGGAUACACUCGUCUCAACACCGCUGCUGGCAUGGCCGGGCUGUACCUUAUCAGAGACCCGACAGGGGUGGAGCAGGCGAUGAGUGGGUGGUUGCCGCAGGGGGAUUUUGAUGUGCCGCUUGUGCUGGCGGAUCGGCGGUUUCGGAAGGACGGGAGUGUGGUGUAUGGCGGAGGGGGGGGUGGAGGGAUGGGCAUGGGCAUGCAGAUGGAGAGCUUCGGCAAUGUGAACGUGGUCAAUGGGAAGGUGUGGCCGUACAUGGCAGUGAAGCCCCGCCGGUACCGUCUGCGCCUGCUGGUGGCGGCCAACUCGCGCGUGUACCGCCUGCACUUCCAGUGCGCCGCCCAGAAGGACUACCCGCACCUCGUGCCGCCCCUGGACGGCCCCACUCUCUCCGUGCUGCAGGUGCGCGUGUGCUCUCUAUGCAUUGACAUGAGGCCAGGGGUUAUGGGGCUUGACUUGACUUCACUGUGCUUCGCACCCAUCCAGUCCUUUGAAGUGCAUUUUGAGGGCCUGAGCCCGUCUGCUCUGCAUUGUUUGUCUCAUUCGAGUUGCCUCUUUUUCCUACCCCUCCUCCUCAACCCUUUAACGUAA
Molecule: messenger RNA, 2388 nt
Organism: Closterium sp. NIES-65
Lineage: Eukaryota; Viridiplantae; Streptophyta; Zygnematophyceae; Desmidiales; Closteriaceae
Source: the annotation of a GenBank genome assembly